Molecule: messenger RNA, 2901 nt
Organism: Sporothrix schenckii 1099-18
Lineage: Eukaryota; Fungi; Ascomycota; Sordariomycetes; Ophiostomatales; Ophiostomataceae
Exons: 5
Coding region: 1-2901 (966 amino acids)
Molecular function (GO): protein binding
Source: RefSeq, a predicted model, not a curated record
AUGGUGCGCAUUCGCCUCUACGCGAGCGAGGGCCACGCGGCCAACCCGCAGGUGGCCGUCGACGCGGCGAUGGUGGCUGCGAGCAUCCUCGUGCAGAUGCCCGACCUGGCCGACCGGGUCAGCCGCGAGGGCCGCGGCUUCGCCUCCAUCCAUGCCGACGAGAUCCACGCCGGCGCGGCCGGCACAGACUGGGUCGCGCAUGCCGACAUUGUGCUGGACGUGAAGGCGUACGACGCGACCAUCCGCAAACAGCUGCACGCGGGCAUUCACAGCAUUGUCCAGGGGGAGGCCGCCGCGUCGGGCGCAGCGCAGAAGCCCGAGAUUACGACGGCGGUGCGCGCGCCGCCGACCACCAACGACGCGGCGCUGGCAGCCCAUGUCGGCGGGGCCUCCCGCCGCUUCUUUGGGCGCGACAAGGUGCUAGACAGCCUGCCCCAGCACCCGUGCGAGGACUUUUCUGUGCUGGCGACGGCCGACAUCCCCAUCAACCACUCGCCCUUCAAUAUGCCGCUCCUCCACCCUACACUGGAGACGGGCAUUCACGCUUUGUCGUUCGCCAUGCUCUCCAUCGUCGGCAACGCAAGCAAUGCAGGAUCGUACGUCUUGCUUCCCGUCCUACCAUGGGAGCGUCUUGCCAUCCCAGUUCAAGUACGUGCCCGUGUCCUUGCGGCCGAUGCGCUCAAUAAUCUUCACCAUGCCGGCAAUGGUUUCGUCCAUAUUGUCGCGGGAGCGAAAGUUGGUCAGCUUGGUAGCAACGUAGCCCGGACGCAAAGCGACCGCCGUAAUGUCGCCGCCGUUCCUCUGGAAUUCCUUGGCCAGAGUGACGGUCAUCAUAUUGAGGGCAACCUUGGACAUGCGGUAGGCGAGGUCUUUGCCCUUGCACACUGCCGCGCGUCAGUCAGCUUCGAGACGGAUGACCUGGAGUGGCUGUCCGACCCGCGGAAGCAACUGACACAAGCCGCCGCAGCCGCCGCUGCAGAUGCUGCCGGUGGCGCCGAGUUUGCCAAGUGGCUGUUGAUCUUUGACAACGUCGACGAGAUUACCAUGUUGGAUCCGUUUUGGCCAGCCGGUCCACACGGGUCCAUCCUGAUUACCUCCCGUGACCCGCUGACCAAGACCGACCUGGCCACGCGCGGCGUGGACGUGCCACCCAUGUCGGAAGUGGAAUGCGUCCUGAUGCUCUGCACGGAGGUGGAUGAGUUGCCCACCAAACCGGCAACGAAGGAGGCCGCGCUGGCGCUCGUGCGGCCCGUUGGCCGGCUGCCCCUCGCAAUCGCGCAAUGCGCAGCGCGGAUCCGUCGGACCGACACGAGCAUCGAGGAAUACAUGAACCGCUUCGGCCGCGGCGAUCUGAUGAAUGAACUCAAGAAAGUACAGGUCCUCCCGCCCCAACAGCAGUACAAGCAUGUGCUGGACACCGUAUGGCGGUUCGAGCGAUUCUCCGCCCCCGCCCUCGGUUUGUUCCACGUGCUGGCCUUUUUCGACCCCGACAGCGUGUCCGAGCGGAUCCUCGAAGUCGAUGCUGCGGUCGAGGCGGAACCGGAUGGCGUUCCUUGCGCCUAUCCGAAACCAGGCGAGGAAUACGACAACACCCGUGUCGAAAUCAUGCGCACAUCGCUCGUGAACCGGAACAAAGAGACCCGGUCCCUGUCGUGGCACAGAAUGGUGCAAAAAGCCGUACGGAGCAAGAUGAGCGCGGUGGACGCGCAGCGCGCCUACCAGCUGGCUGUCCACCUGUUGCACCAGGCGUGGGAAUACGCCGAGGAUCGGUUCAGCCGCGAAAGCCGGAAGCGUCCAGCCUGCGACGAAGUGGUGCCCCAUGUCCUGACCAUGAUGCGGGCCUAUGGUGCGGCCGUGCGCGGUCGACCCCUCGCUCUGCCGAGCGCGCGCCGGCUCGUGGUGCUGCUGCAGGAAACCGGGUACUAUCUUAUCCUCAGCGCCCAGCACGGCGCCGUGGACAAGAUCCUCGACCUGGCCAUCGGCAUCUGCGAAGCGUACGGCGACGACAUGCGCGAUCUCCUGGCGAACACCAAGUUUUCGUAUGCCCGCUUUGGCGGGGAGACCAACAUGGAUCCGAAACGUGUCCUCGGCUACUGCAUGGACUACCACACCAUACGGAAAGCACUGGACGAUGGCAGUCUGGAGAGCCGCGAGGACGUGGCCUCGUCGCACACCAGCCUCGCGCAGGGCUACCUGUUCCUGGACCAGUUCGAAGCGGCCCUCGAGCACUGUCAGACAUGCAUUGCGAUCGAGGCCGCUCUGCCGGGCCAUGAAGGCGUCCUGUCGCAGUUUGCGCACAUCUACCGGGCAUGGGCCUUGUACGGCCUGCAACGGGACGAAGAAGCGGCCAAGCUCAGCAUGGUCGUCAUCCAGUACCGCACGACCAAAUUUGGGCAGGACGAUAUGGAAUCGGUCAAAUGGGAUGAAGAAGACGUACUCACCGUUGGACUGGAACCUAGGUUGGGUCUUGCACUGCACUGUCUAGCCAACGCCCGACGACGGCAAGGCCGGAUACUAGCGAGCUUCAAAGCCUACCAGAAGGCAUGGGCAAACUACCGCGCGACGGAGGGGCCCGACACCUGGCGCCUGGCCCAGAUCGACCUCAAGCUGGCCGAGAUCUACGUCACGCAGCCCAACAUCCCGGGCACGGCAGAGUUGGCAAAGGAACACUUUGACAGGGCCAUCAAGGCCUUUGGCCGGUCGCCAUUUCACAAGAACGAGCUGGCCCGCGCCUUGUACAGACACGCUCUGUCUCUCGGCGAGCUGAAGACGCCUCUCGGGCCCCAGCCAACGUACGAGAAAGCGAAGGGCCUAUAUUACGGAUUGCGGCCAGAGGCCAGCCGAGAGACACCACCAGGGGAAGCGGAGUUUGAUUCCCUGGUCCGCUUUUGGUCUCGAUAA